GCUCGACAAAACACAUUUCUCUUGAGACGCGUCUCUUAACUGUCAGGCGAAUAUGGCGCAAGGGUACAGCAUCUUUAUCGGGCUCCUGGUCAUUGUAGUUCUCUCCGUGGCUGCAUGGUUUCUUGCACCCAAAAGCGAGAACCAAAUCAUCUGGCGCUCUUCUCUCAUUCUCGCUUUUUCGUGCUGCUAUCUCAUGUGGGCUAUUACAUUCCUAGCGCAACUUCAUCCAUUGAUCGAACCCCGGAGAAGCGACUUAAGGAAAGAAUAUCUGCACUCUUGA
Messenger RNA from Sodiomyces alkalinus F11, 280 nucleotides. Its product is annotated as vacuolar ATP synthase subunit. Gene Ontology annotation, cellular component: vacuolar proton-transporting V-type ATPase, V0 domain. The record is from RefSeq and is a predicted model, not a curated record. Bases 53 to 280 code for a protein of 75 amino acids. Lineage: Eukaryota; Fungi; Ascomycota; Sordariomycetes; Glomerellales; Plectosphaerellaceae. Gene Ontology annotation, molecular function: proton-transporting ATPase activity, rotational mechanism. The transcript has 3 exons. Gene Ontology annotation, biological process: vacuolar acidification; proton transmembrane transport.